AUUUCUUGAAUACAAGUAACGACGAUGUGCGAUGUGAUUAUGUGUUGCAACAAUAAAAUAAAAAUGUUCUCCCUGAAUCAAAUUGCACAUGGCGGCCAUAAAACACCAUGGAAGCAGCUCUCCGUAGAAAAUAGACCAAACACAGAAAUAGAUUUCCAGCACUAUCGUAGGACGAAGCAAAGACACGUUCUGAAUCUGGGGCUUCCCAGAACUACCGUUGCCUGUUUGCCUUUUUAUCCGGACCGGAUUUCACUGACGGCUGCGUGACUCAUCCGCAAACGGCUGGUGGCAAGUGGUUGUGCUGGAUGAUCGGGUUGGUUGGUUUGGCGGAUCGGCAUUAGUGUUUCCAAAAAACAACAGGAGAGAGUGAAUCUUUGAACUCCGCAACAAGAGGUCCAACAAAAUGACCACCACCCGGGAGGAUGUCCUGCUGCAGAUGGGUGAAGUGCGGUACAAGAAAGGUGAUGGCACACUGUACGUUAUGAACGAGCGCAUUGCCUGGAUCGCAGAGCACCGGGAUACGGUUGCGGUGUCGCACCGCUUUCAAGAUAUUAAAAUGCAAAAAAUAUCCCCCGAGGGGAAGCCGAAAAUACAACUGCAAGUUGUCCUGCAUGACGGUAACAGUUCAACGUUCCACUUUGUCAACCGUAAUGGGCCCCAGGCGCAGAUGGUUGACCGUGAUAAGGUGAAGGAGUUGCUCCAGCAGCUUCUACCCAACUUUAAGCGUAAGAUUGAUAAAGAGCUGGAGGAGAAAAAUAGGGUUCUGACCGAGAACCCAUUGCUGCUGCAGCUAUACAAAGACCUCGUAAUCACACAAGUGCUGCCCAGCGAAGAGUUCUGGGCGAACCAUGCGAAGCAAUAUAUGACCAAGGAUCAGUCUCAGAAGCAGGACAUUGGCGUAUCCGGAGCUUUCCUAGCGGAUAUUAAGCCACAAACCGACGGUUGCAACGGGCUGCGAUAUAAUCUAACGUCCGAUAUAAUCGAGUGUAUCUUCAAAACCUAUCCAGCUGUCAAACGGAAACAUGCAGAGCACGUUCCGGCUAAAUUGACUGAGGCAGAAUUUUGGACGAAAUUUUUCCAAUCACAUUACUUCCAUCGGGAUCGAAUAGUGGCGGGUACCAAAGAUAUCUUCAACGAAUGUGGUAAAAUUGAUGACCAGCAGUUGAAGCAAGCGGUACAGGAGAACCUCGGCGAUCCGCUCUUAGAUAUCCGAUCUUUCGAAGACAAUACGCUGGAGGAAGGAUUUUGCAGUGCUGCCUCUAGCAAGCAGACCGUCAACAGUGGCAACAUCGUGCACCAAAGCAUGAUUAAGCGCUUCAACCAACACUCGUUUAUGGUUUUGAAAACAUGCACAGACGUGAAAACUUUGAACCAAGGAAUCGGCGCGAUCCUAAAUGCUACUCCUGCAACCACAAACGGUGAAACUAACGGAACCAAGGACAAAUCCAAAUUGAACAAUAAUAAUCACUUGGUAAAUGGGUUUAAUAAAAAAGAAAAGCGUGCCCACGAGAACAAUCACAUUAACUCUAACGGAGAUAUCAACGGCAGUCACAACAACAAAGCUGUUGAGUCGUUAAUCGAGCCAGCUAUCAAACGUGCUAGAAUUUUAGAGAAAAUUCACUACGACGAUCUGGACGAUGACGUCGAUCCGAGCAAACAGUCAAAACAGUUGAACCUCACGAAAAUCGAACGCUAUUUGCAUGGACCGGUUCCGACAGGGUCUAGCAGUGGUGCGACCGGCGGUACGAGCUUUCAUGACCAACAGGCGGCGGACUACGGUUUGCCCGAUCUGGACUCGGUCAACGGGUAUAUUAUGCAGGCCACUGGUUCCUGGAACAAUCGUACUCCGCACAAAGUGCUUGUCAGUGCAGCGUCCGCAGUCAACGCCUUGAUGGAGCUUAGUCCGGGCGGGACACUCAUGAGGGGCUUUCAAGAGCAGAGUUUAGCUCAACUCGUACCGCCCGAUAUCGAGAAGGAGAUUCGCAAUCUUUACCUAUCGUUGCUGGAGCUGCUGAAACAUUUCUGGAAGUGCUUUCCGCCUACCACACCGCAGUUGGAAACCCAAGCGAGCCGCAUGCACGAAGCAUUGCAGCGAUUUUCGAUGGCCAAGUUGAAACCGUUCGAAGACCGUGCCAUGAGAGAACUGUUGCCAUUGGGAGCGUCCCUGACGCAGCAUUUAAAUCAGCUUCUGCAGUCGGCCAACCGAAAGUACGCCACCUGGCAGGAACGGCAGCGUCGUACGCACAGGUAGCACCACUCGCCAGCUUCGCCAUCCUCUCCGAUCCACCAUCAUUACCACCAGCAGCAUAAUCACACCGAUCUGGUUCGAAAAUGGCAGCAUCACUAAUAAAUUGGCCACCAACGCGAUAGUAGCUGCGCAGCGAAGGUAACACUUUACAAAAUGUAGGAGUUUCUUCAAUUUUUUUUUCGAAUAAACUAGAAUGUUCAAUUUGAUUUUAAGUAGGAUUCUAUUUUACUUCCAUUCAGCCCAUUUGUUCCGUGUACUCAAACAAAAAAGAUAAAAAACCAAGUUUGUUAUAUAUUUUGGAUAUUUGAAUGCUGAUAGCCUGUUGAACAGUCAAGCAAGUAAUAUUACUGUACUGUAAAAUGAAAAAUAUAAUUGAAACACCCACUGAGAGGUAGUGAUUAAAUCAAUUAAAAUAAAAACAUAAAACAGCAUAGAAAUUAGUGAUAUUUGAAAUUUUUGGAUCAAAGCGCAAAAGGAAGAAAUGGCUGUUAAUAAUAAUUGGUGUUCCCUGGAUCCCUGCCGUGGUUGUUUCUUAUUAGCUGUUUCUUCCCGUACGAUCCGCACAUCAUUAAUAGGUACGAUGGGAAAUUAAAAUCACGAAACAAAACGAGGUAUGGAGGGAUUGUUAAGAUUGCCUUUCGCGUAGAGCUUGUUAUGAUCAACAUAAGAAUGAAAUCAAAAAUGUAAGAGCUAUGAAAAUGCUGCGGAUUGGAACAAAAGAUCAAUUAUCCUCAAAUUAGGCGACGUCUGUUUUUUCCUGUCAUUGAAAAGUAUCUGUAAUAGCUGAUAGCAAAAAAAACUGAUAUAUACAAACACUAGUAGCAUGUAAGAGAUGGUGCAGACUUAACUAGGAAACGCGAAGCUUGCGCCUACUUUUUCUACUUUGAGUUCAACCUUGUUUCUUCCAUCCCAAACCGGUAUUUCUCAAAUGCGACUGUACAAUAAUUUGGGACACACGGUAAUAGUCCUUCACAGUUUCCAAAACUCUUAAUAGCAACUCGUAUUGCCGAAGAGAAUUCUCGAUCCUUUCGAUGAUGUUACCCAUCUACGUUCCGCUGUUUUUUGUUUCUAAUUCUGUAAUUCAAAUGUGAUUUUGUUCGUUUUUAGCUCGAAAGAUACACACAAGGAAGAAAGCCUAGUUAUGAUAAACACGAGACAUGAACAGUCUGAAAGCGGAUAGGUAUAUCAACAAUGGAAAAAAAAUACUUGAGGAUAAUAAGAAAAAUAGUUUAAAUAAUAAUACUUGAGGCACACAUAAAUACGGUCGUACGCCGAAGUGCAGCAAGUUAUUUGAAGUUUGUAUCAGAAAGUCACAUUAUUCAGCAGUACCAUUUAUACGAAGAUAAAAUUUGAACAACACUUAAUAAAAGUGGAUCAACCAUUUAAAACCUA
Messenger RNA from Wyeomyia smithii (pitcher-plant mosquito), 3640 nucleotides. It is a transcript of the gene Tfb1, whose product is annotated as general transcription factor IIH subunit 1. NCBI's taxonomy places the organism in Eukaryota, Metazoa, Arthropoda, Insecta, Diptera, Culicidae. The record is from RefSeq and is a predicted model, not a curated record. The transcript has 5 exons. Gene Ontology annotation, cellular component: transcription factor TFIIH core complex; transcription factor TFIIH holo complex. The coding region runs from base 404 to 2251 and encodes 615 amino acids. Gene Ontology annotation, biological process: transcription by RNA polymerase II; transcription by RNA polymerase I; nucleotide-excision repair.